This is a messenger RNA of Blepharisma stoltei, 1305 nucleotides long. The record is from the annotation of a GenBank genome assembly. Lineage: Eukaryota; Ciliophora; Heterotrichea; Heterotrichida; Blepharismidae.
AUGUCCGGAUGCCCAUUCUUCACCCUCGCUCCCUCAAAAGGAACAAUAAAAUCUCCUUUCGCAAUUAAUAAAACCCAUAGAGUCGAUGACCCUAGCUGUUUUCAAUUCACUCAAGACUACUCCAAGCCUUAUAUAUCUCCGUAUAUUGAUGCAUUCGCACGUUACAAACCAGAAAAAUUCCCUUGCUUCUACAACCUUCCUUUUUAUCUUCAAAAUUCUUUAUUCCAUCACACCUUUAUAUCUCGACACAGGAAAACAGAAUUUACAAACAAAGUAAUGAUCGCUAAUGAGCUUCGAGAGUCAGGGAAUAAAAACUUCCACAAAGGCCACUAUUUUAAAGCAUUUUUAUGCUAUGACCAUUGCUUAGGACUAUUUUCGUGGAUUGAGAUGGAAAGUCAAGAAGAUGAUGAAAAUUUGAAAAUUAUCCAAAAUCCAGAAGAGGACCAAUUAAAUGAAAAAUCAAGAAUUGGCAUGAUUUCACAGGUUUUAUUGAAUAUGGCUGCUGCACUUAUAAAAUUAAGGAAUUUUAAAGAAGCUUUAGAUGUCUUAAAAGAAGCCAUUUUAAUCAGCCCUAAAAAUCAAAAAAACAAUGGAAUGAGAGCUAUAUGCCGCGCUGCAAAUAAAGAAUCUGACAUUUCCGCUUUACAGUUAGCACUUGAUGAUGCAAAUAAAGCUGCUGGAAAGUUUGCUGAAUACCGAACUGUAAUAGACUAUAUAAAUGAGAUUUUACGAGAAAAGUACCAAGAAGAGUGCCAGUUUUACAAAAAUUUUUUCAAAAAUGUCAAAGAAUACUCAGGGACUCGUCCAAACACAGACUAUGAGUUUGAGCAUACAGUAAUAAAAAAACUUGAGUGCAAAUAUCAAAAUAUGCUAAUAUAUUAUAGAGAAUCUGAUAUAUUAGGAAAAGUAGAAGAUGAGCACAGAGAGGUGGUUAAAGUUUGCUCCAAAAUGAAUUGGAUAUCGAAUCUUUCGUUAAAUAGCCCAAGUGUUCUGAUGUCUAAGCACGCAGAGGCUGUUGGGCUUGAUAUUUCUGAUAUUUCUAUUGAUAAUGCUUUUGAAGGUGUGAAAAGACUUGAGAUCGUAAAAUCAUUUAAAGAAGGAAAAUACAACCAACGCCUUCUAUAUCAAAGCAUUCAAGAAACAAUGGAAGAGUUUGAAAGAAAUCCUAAAAAAGAAGAAAUUGAAGAAGAUGAAGGUUGUUUCACCUGGGAAAAAGGUUUAAUUAUGUUUCUCAUCUGUGCAAUAUUGAUUUACAUUUUUUCAACCCCAAGCAAAUCUAUCACUAGAUUCAGCAAUAACUUCUAG